Messenger RNA from Syngnathus typhle (broad-nosed pipefish), 1866 nucleotides. Its product is annotated as zinc finger protein OZF-like. NCBI's taxonomy places the organism in Eukaryota, Metazoa, Chordata, Actinopteri, Syngnathiformes, Syngnathidae. The transcript has 3 exons. The coding region runs from base 183 to 1394 and encodes 403 amino acids. The record is from RefSeq and is a predicted model, not a curated record.
CCUCACAUAAAUGACAUCAUUGUUACGUAGCAGGAAGUAAAAUCGACUGCAAAUUUUAUUCGGCUGCAUCAGAUAAACACGCGACUUACGCGGUGAAUUGUUAACCUUAGCUACGCAACAACCGCAACGACAAAAGAGUGUGUCUGUUCCUACUUAGUCCUGACAGUGGUCGCAGUGUGAUAAUGUCUGCAAGUACCACAGCAACGUACGUGGAGGAAAAGGACCGUAGUCGUCAACGACUGGAAGCUCUUUGGCUGCAGCCUUAUGUUGUGUUGCACAGAGCAGACAUCAGUGAAGCUAUUCUUGCUAAGCAGCAGGAGCCACAGCGCACUCGCAUUAAAGAGGAAGAUGUGGGUAAAGAGGUCCACCACUUCAAUGAACAAAUGGAGCAGAAGUUUCUUUGCUCUGUAAAAGAGGAGGAAGAGCAGGAGUGGCCUUGUACUAAAGAGGAGGGAGAGGACUCCUGCGACAUUAAAAAGGAGGAGGAGGAAGAUACCUGCAAGAUGCCAUUGACUGGUGUUUCUGUGAAUCAUUUAGAUGAGGGUCAAUAUGAGGUGAGCAAAGGGGCAGAGCCUCCAAGCUGCAGCUCAAGUCAACAAAUGACCAGAGACGGGGAUGGAGACCACUAUGGGGGAUCACAAGCAGCUCCACCACCAUCAGAUAGUGGUGACGUGUCGUCACAUGUUCGUGAUGCUGCUGCUGCUGAGGAGUCUCAAAACAAACACAGGCAAUGUUCUCACUGUGGAAAUUUUUUUGCUCAGAGCAGUAGUUUGAAACAACACAUGAGAAUCCACACUGGAGAGAAACCUUUUUCAUGCCCAGUUUGUAGCCAAAAAUUCUCUCGUAGGGGAAAUCUAAAUAAGCACACAAGAAUCCACACUGGCGAGAAACCUUUUUCAUGCUCAGUUUGUGGCCAAACAUUCUCUCAGAGGGGACAUCUAAAAUGUCAUACAAGAAUCCACACCGGUGAGAAACCUUUUUCAUGCUCAGUUUGUGGCCAAAAAUUCUCUCGGAGGGCCGGCUUAAUCAGGCACACAAGAAUCCACACUGGCGAGAAACCUUUCUCAUGCUCAGUUUGUGGCCAAAAAUUCUCUCGGAGGGGACAUUUAAAUUCGCACAGAAUAAUCCACACUGGUGAGAAACCUUUUUCAUGCUCAGUUUGUGGCCAAAGAUUUUCACAGAAGUCACACUUAAAACGUCAUACAAGAAUCCACACUGGCGAGAUACCUUUUUCAUGCUCCGUUUGUGGCCAAAAAUUCUCUGCCAAGGAAACCUUAAAAAGUCAUACAAGAAGAAUCCACCCUGGCGUGAACCCUGUUGCCUGCUCAGUCAGUUGCCAAAGAGUCUCUGUUGAGAUUUCGGAGUGUAUUGGGGAGAUGAGCCGUGAUCCGUGAAGUUUUCACCUUCUAUUUGUGCAGACUUUAUGAGUUUAUGCAUCAAUGAUAAUUCUAUUCUAGUAUGUACUUUUUGAUUGAGAUGCUGAACUCCUUUCCUUUAUUACAGUGAGAAGUUCAUAUUUUAGCUUUAGUCAUGAAUUUUAAAAUAAAGUUAACCGGCCUCGGGACGAUAAUAGUUUUGUAUUUUCUGUUAUACUUGAUAUUUAUUUUGGUUUUAGGUGUGUGUGUUGUUUAACUUCAAUUAGUUUUAAUUCCUAUUCCGGGCAAGUUGCUUAGUUUUUAUUAGUGUCUGUUUAGGAUUUUGUUUUGUUCAGCUUUUCAUGUUCAUGUGGAUCAAUCAAAUGAAAAAAAAUAGUGUUGGAUAUCCCCCAUUUUUCUUUUUUGUUACUUUUCCUUGCUACUAACACUUUAAAAUGUACUUGAGAUGCAUAUUAAGACAUUUCAUGAAAGAGUUGUUUACUUCACAGUA